AUGAAGCACACGCUCUCCAAAGAGCAGCUGGCGGAUUUUGCACAGCAGGCUGUCAUUAGUAUACGACGUUUUAUGUCCUCUAGUCAGGAGAUUAUGACGUUGACACAGCAGGAUCUUAUCUCCACCUCCAAAUCGAUAGAGGAGUCUUGGCGGAAGAGGCGAAUUGUCCCAGACAUAACGGUGGUGGAGCUGUGGGCGAUGAGCUUUCAGGAAGAGCUACUUUCCCAGUUGGAGGUGUACAGUAGUAAUAGGGACAGCAACAGCAACAGUCAGUUAACAGAGAAAGACGGUGCCCCAAAUGUCUCUUUAGCAGGCACUUCAUCAGGAACGAAGAGUGCAACACGGAAGUUUAUUGGCGAGUCAUCUUUGUUGGCGUGUACGGAGGUGCUGAAGAUCCUUCUUCGGACCAACGGUGAAAAGUCAGCUGAGGUUUUUACUCGCUUCCAUUUAGCAACUCAUGUAACAAAAUACCUAAUGCGGGCUCCUAUGAGUAAGAAGAUGCGAGACGCCUUUGCCUCAGUAUUGUUGGAGAUUGCGGGAUAUAACUCCCUGCUUCUUGAAGAAUUUCUUUCUGUGAGUCAUGAACUUUUAGUUUUUCCCGAGGGAUCCGGAAGCGGAAAUGUAGUGACCCCACAACAAGUGCAGCUGGCGUGGUUGCUCUCGUCCGUUUUUCGUCGAGUGGAUGUGAACAACGUCUCGGCCGAUAGUGCACGCAUUCAGUGUGGACGGGAUGGGUUUUUGUCCGGGAUUAUCCGCACUUGUUCUUUACUUUCUGGGGGCACGGCCGAGGGGGGAAACGAGGGGAUGCAGUUUACGGCCUUCCUUGUCUAUUUUGGGUUAGUAAAUUGCAUGGUGCGUGGGUGUGCUGCCAACAAGGCAUUGUGCAGGGGGGAACAUCGGGACGAGCUUGUAAGACUGUGGGUCAUUGCCGCCUCAAACGUGUCGAAGGUCGAAUUCUCGCUGCCUAUACCCACGAACGUGCCCGGAAAAGAUGCCAGCCUUGCCGUGGAGGGAACGCAGGCCUGGGCCUCGGAGCUCAUUGAAUUUUUGGUGGAGGUUGCGACGAGCGACAGCUUCUCCCUUAGGCGUCAGGCACUACACGAUGAUUCCAUGAACAAUGGUGGUGGUCGAAAUAUGUUAAAUAACACAGGUUUUCCACCGUUGUCGCCAUCGCCGUUGUCGUCACCAGGGAUCAGUCGUGCCUCUGGAGGUUAUGAGUUGCUACCCGCACACUGGGAUACCCUUCUGACAGGAGGGUCGGCCUACGCAUGGCACCUGGCACUCCUUUUGUUUAACUGCGUUUUGUCUAAGGAGGGAUGCGAUUUUAUUGCGGAGGCUCUUCUUCGCAUUGAUACUCUGAACGCCGUGUCAGAGUUUAUUUAUCGCGGUGUUAUUGCAACACUCAUGCUUCUCUGUGUGGCAACUCCAAGGAAUGCCGAACUGCUUGCCGAGAGCCCAAUCAUUGAGGCACUUAUUGCACUAAUCACAUGCUCUCAGGCCAGUGUCUUUGCCCAUGAGGUGAUAAUUCUUGAGAAACUUUGCACACCAUGCCGUGCGUUAAAUGCGUAUGCAAUU
Molecule: messenger RNA, 1575 nt
Organism: Trypanosoma cruzi
Lineage: Eukaryota; Euglenozoa; Kinetoplastea; Trypanosomatida; Trypanosomatidae
Exons: 1
Source: RefSeq, a predicted model, not a curated record